GUGAACAUUAUACCCGUAUUUUUUUUUAAGAAACAGUCAUCGAUUUGCAUAUUCGGCCGUGUGAAUUGUUGUCGCGCGUUAGUUUCCUGACUCAUUGCGAAAACAGCAUCGAAACUCGCAACAAGUCAUUUCAAAUAAGUGUCGUUAAAAUGAAACUGUUCAUUAUUCUGUCAUCGGUCUUUUACUCUUCACUGCUUGCAGAAGGUCCUCCGCACUAUGUUCAGCGCGGAUGCGUGCGAGUGACCGAAGAAAGCGACCUCGGCACGGUGUCACGUUGGGAUUGCAGCAGCGUGGAGCAGCGCUCAUCCGAAUUGUGUUACAACGAUGGCGUGGCCUUCGCUCCGGGAUCAGUUAUCGACUACCCAUAUGACAACCUUACAAAUCACUACGUCGGCCUUGGCAGCCUUACUGUCUAUGAUAAAUGCACGUGCUUGGAGAAAACCGGAGAAUCUAUAUUGGAAUUAGCUCACUUCGAAUGUCAACUACCAACUGCAACAGAGGAUGAAAAAUCAAAUCCAGAGACACAAGAAAACUGUGAUAAUGACGGUAGAAUUUAUAAUGACGGCCAGAUAAUGUACGGAUACAGUGAAAGUAAAUGCGAUCGAUGUGUUUGCAGAAAGGGAAAACCAGUAUGCAAACCACUAUCUUGUGGUUUUGACUUGUUCCACUGGACACAAUUUGCUAGAGGCUGUGUACCAUCGUAUGAUGAAGGCUUAUGCUGUGGCAGAUUAUUUAUGAGAUGCCCUAAGGAUACCGAUGUAGUAAUUCCGAGCGAAAAUCCAACACCAUCUAACCAGACGUGCAAAUUUGGUUCACUAAUCCUGAACAUUGGAGAUUCAAUACCUUUUGAUCCUGAAACCUGUGAUGAAUGCGCUUGUCAGGAGCCACCAAUGCUAACUUGUUCGGGGCGAAAAAAUUGCAGACCUCUGCGUGUUGUUUGAGUGAUAUAGAUUUAUAUUUGCUUAAAUGUAGCUAAUGUUUUUAUAUUAAAAUUACUUCAUUAUAUUUAUAUCUAUUACAAUACAUCAAUAUAUGUUAAGAUAUGCUUUAAAUAAUAAA
Messenger RNA from Ctenocephalides felis (cat flea), 1059 nucleotides. RefSeq lists its product as uncharacterized. The record is from RefSeq and is a predicted model, not a curated record. The transcript has 6 exons. Bases 150 to 941 code for a protein of 263 amino acids. NCBI's taxonomy places the organism in Eukaryota, Metazoa, Arthropoda, Insecta, Siphonaptera, Pulicidae. Gene Ontology annotation, molecular function: protein binding.